Messenger RNA from Cordyceps militaris CM01, 2031 nucleotides. Its product is annotated as Acyl-CoA oxidase. The transcript has 6 exons. NCBI's taxonomy places the organism in Eukaryota, Fungi, Ascomycota, Sordariomycetes, Hypocreales, Cordycipitaceae. Gene Ontology annotation, molecular function: FAD binding; acyl-CoA oxidase activity; fatty acid binding. The record is from RefSeq and is a predicted model, not a curated record. Gene Ontology annotation, cellular component: peroxisome. Bases 1 to 2031 code for a protein of 676 amino acids. Gene Ontology annotation, biological process: lipid homeostasis; fatty acid beta-oxidation using acyl-CoA oxidase.
AUGUCGUUUCCGGACAACCUCAAACCCAAGGAGCCCAGCGGCGCGUCGCUGCUGGCGAGGGAGCGCCAACAGUCGCCAAUUGCCGUCGACGCCCUGGGUGCGCACAUUUUUGCCGGCACCGGCUUCCUCGCCCGACAGGCCCGCGUACUCUCCGUCAUGGCGGCGGAGCCGCUGCUCGACAAGUCCCGCCAGCAGCAGCUGUCGCGCGUGGACCGGGUCCGGCUAGGUCUCGCGCGCGGCAAGCUGCUGCGCCGGUUGCAGGCACGACACGGCUGGGACAUGGACGACUACCACAUGGCGGCGUACCUGCUGGGCGAGCAGAGCCCGUACCGGCUGCACGUGGGCAUGUUCCGCACCACGAUCCAGGAGCAGGCGAGCGAUGCGCAGCGGGCGUACUGGAUGCCGCGCGUGGACGCCUGGGAGGUGACGGGCACCUACUCGCAGACGGAGCUCGGCCACGGGAGCAACGUGCGCGGCGUCGAGCUCGAGGCCCGCUGGGACCCGGCGGCCAAGGAGUUUGUCGUCCACAGCCCGACCCUGACGGCGGCCAAGUGGUGGAACGGCUCGCUGGGCAGGACGGCAAACCACGCUGUCUUGAUGGCGCAGCUGAUGGUGCCGGAUCCGAAGCGCAAGGGCGAGUACGUCUCGCACGGGCCGCAGGCGUUUAUUGCUCAGAUUCGAGACGCCAAGACGCACCUGCCCCUCGAGGGCAUCGUCAUUGGCGACAUUGGUGUCAAGAUUGGGUUUGCGUCCAUGGACAAUGGCUAUAUGCUCUUUGAUCAGCUCAGGAUUCCACAUUCAGCACUGCUGUCGCGAUAUGUUCAGCUCGACCCCGAGACCAGUGUCUUUUCCAAGUCUCCCAACGCGGCUCUGUCCUACGGUACCAUGACGUCCAUUCGGACCGUGCUCGUCGAAGAGGCCGGCACCCACCUCGCGCGCGCCGUCACCAUUGCCAUCCGCUACACGGCCAUUCGCCAGCAGUUCAAGGAUAAGGACUCGCAGGACCCGGGCCGCGACGAGCUGCAGGUGCUCGACUACCCGACCGUCCAGUACCGCCUGUUUCCGCUGCUGGCGGCCGCGUUUGCCCUGCAGUAUACGGGCAAGGUCAUGCGCCAGGACUAUGCCAAAACACGCGGCGAGGUGGAGCAGGGCAACCUCGACGGCCUGGCCGUCAUGCACAGCCAUUCGUCGGGGCUCAAGAGCCUGAGCACCGAGAUUACGAAUGCGGGCAUCGAGACGUGCCGCCGCGCCAUGGGCGGGCACGGCUACGGCAGCGGCAGCGGGCUGGUGGAGAUGCAAAAGGACUACCAGGCCAAGCCCAUCCUGGAAGGCGACAACUGGAUGAUUACGCAGCAGACGUCGUCGUUUCUGAUCAAGAGGAUGGCGGCGGCGGUUGAGACGCGGGGAGAACCGGCCAAGGACCAGACGGAUGCGCAGUUGAAGACGUUUUUGGACCAAAAGGACCAGGGUAGGGCGUUUGACAUUCUCAACAACGACUCUGAUAUCCAGGAAAGCUUCAGGUGGCGGGCAGCUUCCAUGACAUAUGAUGCUUACAAGGCUCGAGUGGUUGACAAGAAGAAACACAAUGAUCUCUUGAUCCAGUUUCACAAACUCAGUCACGCACACUCGUCAUCCAUCAUGGUCGCGUCCUUUUUCACAACACUGACUUCCUCCCACGACCUCCCACCCGAGACAAAGGAAGUAGUGCUUGAUCUUUACCGGUUGUUUGCGUACACUGCCAUCCAAGCCGAAAGCUACGAAUGCAAGGAUCUCGAUGCCCUCCCUGACAGGAUACAGGCCCUGCUCGCACGCAUCCGACCGCACGCCGUCAAGCUCGUCGACGCAUGGCAGAUCCCCGACUAUCUCUUGGACAGCGCGCUUGGCCGCUACGACGGCAACGUGUACGAUGAUCUCUUCAAUCGAGCGCACAGGCUGAACCCGCUCAAUGAUGUUGUUUUCAACCCCGACUACAAGGACGAUGAGAUUAUCAAAGGGAGCGGCGAGCGGAAACCUCUAUCGUCCAAGCUAUAA